Messenger RNA from Psilocybe cubensis, 1971 nucleotides. RefSeq lists its product as uncharacterized. The coding region runs from base 1 to 1971 and encodes 656 amino acids. The transcript has 6 exons. The record is from RefSeq and is a predicted model, not a curated record. Lineage: Eukaryota; Fungi; Basidiomycota; Agaricomycetes; Agaricales; Agrocybaceae.
AUGGAUACUACAGUCUCUCUGGCAGAGGAAUACAAGAGUCUCUUGCUAGAAGAUGUUUUCCGUGUACACGAUAAGAGGAAGAAGGUAUAUAACCAUCAAGAACGCCAAAGAAUUGAAGCAUUCAGGGAACAAUACAUGAAUGCUGGAAGCAAUCGUGGGCGAAAGGAGGUUGUAUGCAGCAUUCUGCCAAUCCUGUUUAAUUAUUGGGUUGAAACUGGGAGCAGAAUUGUUUCCCAAACAGAGGAUUUUGCUCAGCAAGAAGCAAAGGUUCGUGCGUCUAGUGUUCGGAAAUUGUGGUGCCGACAAGCUAUUGGCGCCGAUAAAUUACUAAAAUGGAUAAGGAAUAAUUGGCGCUCACCAAAGCCGACAGAAGCGGAACUUACGGGCCAUCCGAAGAAAAGAACAACUAUUCUAUGGCGUACUAGGAAAGAGGAUGUGUACAAAGAGAUUGCUACUAUCCUGGGCAUUGAUUCUGUUACUGCCGGUACUCCUGGAAUAUUUGAAAACAGAAUGAAAGCCAUGGGAAACAUUCUGGCGCGCAUGUCGGACACCGAACUCAAGCAACUUGACCUUGAGGGGAAGGCAUUAAACUCCGUUGAGUACACUGACGAGCAAAAACGAGUCAAUGCCGACAAACAUGCUUUUCGGAAAUUGGAUGAAGCUUCAAAACGAGAUUGGGCGGAGAUGGGUCUCAUGAAUAUCACCUUCGUUACCCGGCUUACAGAAUCGGGACAGCUAGCUGUCAGGGUUCACGAUGUAAUUUCUAGUACACUCGGAGUAUCGUCAACUUCAUUUGAAGAUCAAAAACCCGCUGAAGUGACACAAAUAAAACGUUUGAUUGGUGUCUAUGUGCGCGGGUUGUUAAAUGCAAGGAAUCGAGCAAUGGAUGGAGGAGGAAACGGAGAUGAAUCAGGAAUUUUGAUGCUUGACCAAGAUGCACAGGGAUUUCCCAAGUUACCACGGGACUUGGAAGCCGACAAGUUGAAUAAACGACAACUCGAAACACUCAUGGGCUUAUACUUUAGCCAACAUUAUAGUCUGGCAACAAACGGUCGAAGUAAACAUCCUCCUUAUGAUCACAUUGAGAAAAAGCAAGCGGCAUUCAUAUCCCCAGAGUUCAGAAAGGUCAAGAAACACCGAAAAGGCGAUGAAAUGGUAUACAGCAAAUAUCCCGAUGAAGAAUUCCGACUUGACGAGCCGAAACGACCAAUCCCACCCCCUAAAAAAAGUCGACGAAGAGGCAAGCCAACGAAGUCAAAACCUACCCAGGCAGCAACCCAACCUCCAUUGCGCAUUGAGGAAAUGCAAGGCGGAUCUCAACUCAUUUCAUUCAAUAGUAUUGAUAAUUCACAGAUUGACCCUCAGCUCCUUGGACAGGAUGGCCGUGCGGAUUUCAACCAUCCACAAUCCGCUCUUAGCUCAGAUCCGACCACUGGCCUGACUCAUCUUCAAGAUACCUUUGCAGACAAAGACAUGUUGCAACCUCAGAUUCCUGACACACAACAGUUCAGUCUGGAAACUGGUCCAGUUUCCAACCUCGAUAUGAACAACCCUUCCUUUUCUCACCUGCCAACAUUCAUCUAUCCUCCGCCAGAACGUAUGGAAGUAAAUCCUGUGGAGAAUAUUAUACCACAGCGCAAUAUUCCCGCUCCGAUAUCUACUACUGUUAACGUACCCGCCCAACAGCCAAUACCCCGACCUAAACCACGUCCCCGACGCAAGCCAGUUACCGUUGAAGAAAUUGCUCAGGCAGAAGAAAACCGACGCUUAUUGGAAGAGGCACGGAAUAUUGAGAGAGAUAUUCUCACAAAUGGAACUGCCGCUGCGGAAACAUCUGCAAGUCAGGUCCGAGUCAAUUCACCCACUGAAUCAGUACAAACUACAGGAAAACGAAAAAAAAGGUCAGAAGUGGAAGAAUCACUCAUCUUGUCUGGAAAACGGGUUCGCCGUGUAAGAGAAAGGACUAGCUAG